Arachis ipaensis is the source of this 1500-nucleotide messenger RNA. Lineage: Eukaryota; Viridiplantae; Streptophyta; Magnoliopsida; Fabales; Fabaceae. The record is from RefSeq and is a predicted model, not a curated record.
AUGGAGGGUACCGCAAACUUGGUAGUCUAUCGCGACGGUGAGAUAAUACGUAAUACUCAUGAGGGAGUGAGGUUUGUGUGCCAGAAUCAGUUUUCAUUUGUGGUUCCAUGCACCAUGAUGUUUAUGGAACUUCAGAACUGUCUCUGUCAAAGCAUGGAGAACGGUACGUUAAUGAGAGUGAGCAGAAUUCUGUACCGAAAUCCGGUUGUAGUUUUUGGUGGUCUAAUACAGUUUGAUACCAUGCCAAUCACUGACGAAGUGACUAUGCAUAAUAUGUUUCAAAUUCACCGGCAGACUCAGAUGCGACAGCCACAGAUUGAGCUGUAUGUUGAGUUUGAAAUCGUAGAGGCGGAAGGGAUUCAAAAUGAUUUAGAGGUGGAGGAUGAUAGAGCUGCAGUGUACGAGGGAAUGAAUAGUGACAGCGAAGAGGACUUCGAAGCCACUUAUGAAGCCGGCGACGAAGACGAGGAUGGUGAUGUGGGAGUUGAGACAGCAGCGGAUAAUGUAGUGGUUCACCCCUCGAUCAGUCAACCGAUGAACGUGCCACCUUUUAUGCGUGAGUUGGAUCUCGAUGCCAUGCAUGCACUGGAGUUUCCGGAAUAUUCAAACAUAGGCAUUGUUGAUCCCGAGGACGAAGAGUUCCGGAUUGGAAUGGAAUACAGUUCUAGAAAGUCGGUUGUUGCAGCAAUUAGAAGUUACACUAUCGCUAGAGGAGUUGACUACGACGUGUAUGAGUUUGAGCCACAGACGUUCUAUGAAAAAUGCAAGAUGUAUGGGCGUGGGUGCGACUGGCUUAUCCGAGCCAGCUUGAUACGGAAAAAAGGUUGUUGGAAGAUACGCAGAUACAAUGGUAGGCACACGUGCACAAUGGGAGUGAUUUUACAGGAUCAUUCCAAGUUGGACUCGGAUACAGUUGCUGAGGCUAUAAGGCCAUUGGUCGAGGCUGACCCGUCCAUCAAGGUGAAAUCUAUAAUAGCCGAAGUCCAGUCAAGAUUCAACUAUACCAUCAGUUACCGAAAGGCUUGGUUGGCAAAGCAGAAGUCCAUAGUGAAAGUUUUCGGUGAUUGGGAGGAGUUUCCAAGCCUUGCCGUGGUGGCUCUCGAUUAUGGUUCAGAAGAUGCCUGGCAUUGGCCCAAUUCUGUAGUUGCUGAUCUCCGUGACCGCCGACGAAGAAGUCAAACCAAUCAUGACCGACUGGAAUCGUCAGUAUCGGCUGACACACCUGGCUGGACUGGCCCUGGUGCCUGUGCUGAGAGUGCUGGGAAUGGUGGCUGUGCUGAGAGUGAUGAGAGUGGUGGCUGGACGCACUCUGGUCCUAUGGCUAUGGUACAUAAUAAGGAACCGACUCAAACACUGCAUGCUGAGGUGGGACCUGAUGUGCAGGUGGGACCUGAGGUGCAGGUGGCUGAGGUGCAGGUGGAUGAGGAACAUACGCCGACAAUCUCAGCAUAUGUCCGAAUGAGCACACGUACCAAUCUCGAUACUCCGAGGUCGGUAUGA